Messenger RNA from Saccoglossus kowalevskii, 1272 nucleotides. Its product is annotated as leucine-rich repeat-containing protein 73-like. Gene Ontology annotation, molecular function: GTPase activator activity; small GTPase binding. Gene Ontology annotation, biological process: activation of GTPase activity; nucleocytoplasmic transport. Gene Ontology annotation, cellular component: nucleus; cytosol; perinuclear region of cytoplasm. The record is from RefSeq and is a predicted model, not a curated record. Lineage: Eukaryota; Metazoa; Hemichordata; Enteropneusta; Harrimaniidae.
AUGUUACUGGGAACUGUGCAGAUAGCGGGAGAGACUCUGACAUCGAGAGAGGUUGGAGAUAUUUGUGAAUCGUUCGAGAGCCAAACGCUACGUUUACUGUCCUUACGCGGCUGUAAAAUUAUGGACAGGGACUUCAAAAAGAUGAUGACUGCAUUUGGAAACUGCACUUCAAUUGUAAACAUGAACCUGAAUUUGAAGGUAAUAUCUCAUGUUUCGAGGACGAAGCUACUUGCUGAAGCGUUAUAUAAAAACAGAUCAUUACGUGCUUUGUUUUUACAUGGCAAUCAUAUCGGUGAUGAAGGUAUGGAAAUUCUGUAUGAUUCAUUGUCAAUGCAUCCAUCUCUGGUCUCGCUGGACAUGGGAGACUGUCGCCUAGGAGACAAAGCAAUCAGAUUGAUCAGUAAUUUGUUACCUGAUGAUGGUGCCAAACCAGGUUUGAAAGAGUUAACACUGAGCGCAAAUCCAAGCAUAUCACCAAGUGGUUGGGCCCAUUUUGCAGUUGCUUUAGCAGCGGGCUCAUCAAUAAAACUACUUAAUUUAGAUUACAACAAUAUUGGAGAUUAUGGAUCAGGUUUGCUAGCGGUUGCUAUAGCAUCCAGUAAAACAUUGGAAGUUAUUGACUUGGAGGCUACUGGAGUUACGCAGCAAGGUGGAGAAGUUUUGCUUGAUUUGGUGCAAAAUUACCCAACACCACUCAGAGAAUUGAAUCUCACUGAAAAUUAUAUCACGGUAGAUGUAGAGGUAGAAAUAAACGAGCUUCUUGGUUACGAUGAUGAAGAGUCUGAUGAUGACGAUGAGGAUGUGUCAGAUGACGAUGAGGACAAGAAAGAGGAAAAAAAAGAAGAGGAUGUCAAGAGUAAAUUCAAAGAUGAUGAAAAGACUGUGCCAAAAGUAACAGCAAAGGAAAAGGCAUCAUAUUCUACUUUGAGAGAAAAUACAGCCGAAGCUUUUGACAAUUAUGAAAAAGAAAAAAGUACUCCCAAUAAUUCAGGUGAAAAAGGAAAUAGCAGCACUUCAAACAAUAGUGGUGAUGAAAGGAGAAGCAGUUCCCAUAAUAAUAAUAGUUACAGAAUGAACAGUAGAAGUAGCAGCUUUUCUAGCACUCUUAGUAAUAACAGUCUAAUGCACAUGAGUAGAAAUACUAUAGAAAAUAGAAGUGUGUCUUGGAGGUCUCCACCUGUGUCAGGUGAGCAUAAUUUUAAUGCAUUCCGAAAUACAGAGCGAAGAAAAUACAGACCAUUACCAGUACCAGGAAAACCAGUCAAGGCAUAG